AUGGCUGACCUUCCGACUUCUAGAGUCACAGUAAAUCGUCCAUUUUAUAACGUGGGUAUGGAUUAUGGAGGUCCUUUUAUAGUAAAAGAAGGGCGUCGACGCGGAGCCCGUACUCAAAAGGCAUAUUUAGCUCACUUCGUAUGUAUGGCAGUGAAGGCUGUACAUUUAGAACUCGUGACGGAUAUCUCAACAGAGGCAUUUCCAUCAGCACUCGAUCGAUUUGUAGCACACCGUGGCAUUCCCGUUAAUUUCUACACAGAUUUUGACACUAAUUAUCUGGGUGCUGCAAAACAAAUUAGGGCACUAUUUAAUAACGAAGAAUUUCGUCAAGCGUUCUCCGUCCGUGUUCCAUGUGAAUGGCAUUUUAAUCCGCCGGGAGCACCACACUUUGGCGGUAUAUGGGAAGCGACAAUCAAAAGCACAAAUACACAUUUAAAAAAGGUCAUAGGUUCACAAAUUUAUACAAUGGAAGAACUGACAACAUUUUUUGUCAGAAUUGAAGAUGUUUUAAACUCUCGACCUUUACAGCCAAUAUAUAACGACCCGAACGAUAUGGAGGCUCUCAAUCCAGGACAUUUUUUAAUUGGACAACCGAUACUAGCCUUACCAGAAGGGGACCUGACAGAUACUUCCACAAACCGUCUCAAUCGGUGGCAGCUCAUCNAUAUUUCCACAAAUCGCCUCAAUCGGUGGCAGCUCAUUCGUCAGGCCCUUCAAUCAUUUUGGCAUCGUUGGAGUCGUGAGUACUUGCAAACAUUACAAGGGCGCAAGAAAUGGUAUAAACAAACAGACAAUUUGGCCAUCGGAGAUAUGGUCGCAGUCCAUGCCCCAAUCGCGCACCAAUGUCAUGGCAACUCGGGCGCAUUACAGAAGUUCAUCCCAGUUCAGACGCGGUUGUCCGUGUCGUUACCAUCCGGACCAUCGACGGUCAUAUCAAACGACUGGUCGUAA
Messenger RNA from Daktulosphaira vitifoliae (grape phylloxera), 951 nucleotides. RefSeq lists its product as uncharacterized. Gene Ontology annotation, molecular function: nucleic acid binding. Gene Ontology annotation, biological process: DNA integration. The transcript has a single exon. Bases 1 to 951 code for a protein of 316 amino acids. The record is from RefSeq and is a predicted model, not a curated record. Lineage: Eukaryota; Metazoa; Arthropoda; Insecta; Hemiptera; Phylloxeridae.